Daucus carota subsp. sativus is the source of this 1059-nucleotide messenger RNA. Its product is annotated as probable NAD(P)H dehydrogenase (quinone) FQR1-like 2. Gene Ontology annotation, molecular function: NAD(P)H dehydrogenase (quinone) activity; FMN binding. NCBI's taxonomy places the organism in Eukaryota, Viridiplantae, Streptophyta, Magnoliopsida, Apiales, Apiaceae. Gene Ontology annotation, cellular component: membrane. The transcript is spliced from 2 exons. The record is from RefSeq and is a predicted model, not a curated record. The coding region runs from base 108 to 824 and encodes 238 amino acids.
UCCUCUCAAAGUCUUGCAUUUAAAAAACACAAUUAGGGUUUAUUCAUUAACAUAAACACAUUAAAGACAUCAAUAUAUCAAUAUAUCAAGCGAUCUCUUCUGAUUUAAUGGGGAAAGGAGGUGGAUGCAUUCCGAGCAAAAAUAAUCCGCCGAGAAUCCUCGACGACAAUCCUCCCAUCAAAAACGACGCCGUUCGCUCGCCAAACUCAAAAAAACUGAAAAUCUACAUUGUGUUCUACUCAAUGUACGGCCACGUGGAAGGCCUGGCGAAGAGGAUUAAGUCGGGAGUGGACUGCGUUGACGGAGUUGAGGCCGUGUUGUUUAGAGUGCCGGAGACGUUAUCGGAGGACGUGUUGGCGAAAAUGAAGGCGAAUGAGAAGGACGCUGACGUGGCGGAGAUUUCGUCGGCGGAGGAGCUGGUGGAGGCGGAUGGAUUCUUGUUUGGCUUUCCGACGAGGUACGGGUGUAUGGCUGCGCAGAUGAAGGCGUUUUUUGAUUCCACGGGGAAGCUGUGGAGGGAGCAGAGGCUUUGUGGCAAGCCUGCGGGGUUUUUUGUCAGUACCGGGACGCAAGGCGGUGGACAGGAGACCACUGCGUGGACAGCUAUUACCCAAUUAGCGCACCACGGAAUGCUAUAUGUUCCUAUUGGAUAUACCUUUGGAGCUGGUAUGUUUGAGAUGGAUUCUAUCCGUGGGGGUUCUCCAUAUGGUGCUGGUGUCUUUGCUGGAGAUGGCACAAGAGAACCGACUGAAACAGAGCUAGCACUUGCAGAGCAUCAGGGCAGGUAUAUGGCUGCUAUAGUAAGGAGGCUCGCACGAACUUGACAAAGUAUUCUAGCUUAUAGGAAGUGUCUGGGGUCUAUAUUAUUCUUUAUGGAGUAUCUGCAUCUGGGGUCUAUAUUAUUCUUUUUGGAAAUGUUGCUUGAGAAUGGGAAUGUCUUUAUCUGGCGUCCAGGUCCAUAGUAUUCUUUAUGCAUGGGUUGAGAUUUCCCUCUAGUCUACCUGGAUUGGAUUUUGAUAACAAGUUAUAUACGUUUCAUUAAAUAUGAUUGUUUCUCCC